CUCUGGAAAGAAGUUAGUGAGUCGACAUUGAUUUGUUUAUUGUUUCGUCAAAAAUAUAUAAUGUUCAUUAUUGCCUGUCUUGUUGUAUGUGCAUUGUUUUUUUUGGUUAAUACAUGACUCCCUGGCUUAACGGCUGAAGAAACAGCUUUUAUUUUGAAGUUCGUCACCGGAAGUGGUGUUAAUGGCGGUUUUUGCUGUCUUGACUCGCGUGCCUCGUUGACACAUCUCCUCCUCCCUCUCCUCCUCCUCCUCCUCCGCUCCGCUUCGCCAUUGUGUGUGGAGCUCGGCGAGUGUUGAGGUCGAGGCACCCGCACGGACGGUGGCGGAGCAGAAACAGACAAACGGACUAACGGCUCGUCUCUCCUCCAUGUUCUUCUCCUUCUCCUCGUCCUCGUCCUCCUCCUCCUCCUCCUUCCUCCUGACCGUCCGCCGCUCCGCUCCUGGCCUCACCGACGACACCCAUGCAGCAGAGGAGACCCUGGAUGGGACUAGCUACAUGUGAUUUAUGUUGGGUAACGGGGUGAAGCGGAAACUGGAUGAGGAUGAGGAUGGUUUGGAGGAAGACAGGCGUCCUCUGGCAGUCGGCGGCAUCUCGCAGGCGUCCUACACCCUGCAGCGUCAGACGGUCCUCAACAUGUCCCUGAUGAAGCUGUACGGUCCACGGAUGGGCGCCGACCUCGGCCUGCAGCGCCGAGUCCUCAUCAACAACAUCAUCCGCCGCAUCCACGACGACUUCAGGCAGGAAGGAGGCGUCGGCGCUCUCUUCUUCUCUGCUGCACCGCCCGACGCUGCUGCCGCCGCCACCCGUGAGGAUGAAAGCUACCGACAACCUCCGCCUCCUCCCUCCUCCUUCAGCAUCCUCUCAUCGUCACUGUCGGGACUGACGCCGCUGGACUCCUGCCUGACUCCCGCCUCGCUGCUGGAGGAGGACCUGCCCAUGUUCUUCACCCUGCCGCCCUCCUCCUCUACCCAACACCACCACCUGCACCACUCCCUAAGGCCGCCGCCGCCCUCGCAGCCCACGCCGUCACCCAAAGACAGCUUCUCUUCAGCCCUGGAGGAGAUCGAGGAGCUCUGUCCUUCCUCUUCGUCUUCCUCCUCCUCCAGCCCACCGUCACCCCCUCCUGCUCGGGUUCUGUUGGAUGUUGUCAUGAAGGAGGAUGGGCGGGGCUUUCAGGAGGUGGAGAGCAGGUUGGAGAAACCUCCUUCACCUCCUCUUGCUCGUCCUCCUCCUCUUCCUCCCUCACCGUCCUCCCCGGGCUCCUUCCUGACUGACUUCGCCCUGGACGACGUCCUCUUCACAGACAUUGACACCUCCAUGUACGACCUCGGCCCCUGCCCGCCCCCGUCGGGAGCGCCGUCAUCCAAGAUGUCUCCCGCCGUGAUGGCCGACGACCUCGUCCGGUCGAUGUCUGGGUACAGUGCGGCAGGGGCCGGCACUCAGAACCAGCCUUUUAAAAUGGAUCUGGCUGAGCUGGACCACAUCAUGGAGGUGCUGGUGGGCAGCUGAGAAGACGAGACGAGGAGACGUUUUAUAACUUUUUGUUAAUUUUGUACAGUUUUAAAGUUACAGCGUACUUCACACUGGCCUUAUUCUGGGGGAUUCAAGCUGCUGAGUGUAGAGUUUUAACAUCGAUAAAUUCUGGUACAUUCAUUUACUUACAUAAGCUGUAUUUCACGCUUUGGGUGGUCACGUAGAGAGAAAUCUGCUGGAUCCUUUUAUUGAACAAAACAGGUAGAGGGCGCUGUUGUUCCAGAAGAGACGGAGCUAAAGGUUUCAGAGAUGGCAGGUGGUUGUAGUAAUGAAAGAGCAAUGGAAAAAUAUUGCUUUAACCUGUUUAUCCUUUUCACAAAGAGGAGGGGAGUGGCAAGAAAACGCAGUGUAAAGGCCUGGUCACACCAGAAAGUGGCACAAAGAAAGUCCGUGUGUCUUCGUGGCUCGUGAUGUAGUGAGUAUGUGCAGAGCUACGGCUAGCUAACCUCUACAGAUGGCUCUGGCCAUCAUGAUAGCAUUAAUUUUAGCCAACAUGCUAGCACGAGUCAGUUACAAAAGCUUUCCGAGCCUCUUUUCUGUUUUCUCUGUACUGGGCUGUUUACUCCCUUCUGACAUUUUUUUUGUUCUCAGGAUUGUUCAUUUCAUUCAAUCGAGAGAGAAAACAAGCGCUCCGAGCUAGCAAGCUCGCUAACUGCCAUGUAACAAACACGUUAGCUCGGUCGCUAACGGGACAGUAAAGCCACACAAAGUUUCUGUUGCAGCAGGUUUUUCUCCGACAGAGGAGGGUCAGUAAAACCGGAUGAUGCAACAGCAACCAUCCAUCUUGGACUGCUAUUGGUCAAUAAGUUAAACUUGACACAAAAACAUUUGUGGAUUUACUUUGUCCUCUCAAGUGAAUCCACCGAUUACAGCGAUUACACUGAAACAGGUACAGGUACACGCGACCAAUCAGAUCCCACUUUGUUACAUUUUAGCUUACCAAGAUUUACUAAUGUUUUAAAUAAAUACACAGAGCAACUUUAAUCACUGAGUUAAAGUAUUGGAAGCACACUUUCAGACUGUGCUACAUGCUGAGGAUCCACCAUGUGAAUAACUUCCUUACAAAAGUGAACAGAAACACAAACAGAAGCUCAGACUUUUGUCUUCCAGUGAACUCAGGUGAACUCCAGGUUCAAUAACGCUAAUGUGAAGUACCGUCCUGUUUUCUACCGCUGUCCGAGAAUUGUAAGAAACAAAAUCUCCAGAGACUUUUCUACUAUCUGUGCAUGUUUUUACAAAUGAGGGGGGGGGGAUCUCAAUAGCAGUUAUGAAAAACAAAACAAUUCAGUGCCUUUUUGAACCUCUAUCACUCUGUCGCGUCUCGCUGUUGCUCGUCACGAAGCAAUAUGAACGCUGAAGGAAGUUUUAUUCCAAAAUGCAGUUUAAUUACCUAAAAGCCUGCAAAAUGGAUUUUAUUUUAUCAACAAAGAAUGUGAAAGUCUUUUAAAAAGUAACACAACGCGUGUAAAUGUUGAGCUGUUUUAUCUGUUUGUUGUAGAUUUUGAAAUGAAAAUGUAAAGGAUGAGUCUGCUGUGUUAUGUUAUGUAGUUUUCUUAUGGUCAACAAAUCCCAUGAAAAGACCAAAACCAACAAUGUGUUAGUCUGUCAGGGUACACAGAAACAACUUGUCAGUAGGAUCAAUUAAUUGUUUGUUUUGUUCUUUUCAUUGGAUUUGAUAAGACAGAAAAAUAUAUAAUAUCACCGGACUUUAAAUUUCUUGUUUAAAACUAAAUUUGGCAGUUAUCUUUGUUGAGAAAUCAGAGUAACACGAAUCACAGCAAACGUCUUUAGCUUGCUCGUUUAGCCAACGAUAUCAGUCACACUUCCUGCUUCGGACCACAUCGAGUUUGUUUCCACUGUCGUUGGUACAAUUUGUCACAGUUGUUGGGUGAAAACCAACUUGUAGCUUCAGUAGCACAAAGGGCCGAAAAUCACAUUGGUUGAGUUAAACCUCGAUAAGGACUGAACUAAGUCAGCGAAUUAGCUAACUGGAAAUCAAAUGGGAAAGAAGAAAGUCACAUAUAAAUAUGAAUAAAAAUGUAAAUGCUAAUAACUUUAUUUUUGGGUUAAUGUUUGUCAGUUGGAAGAUUAGCAUUUUAGAUAACUAGCUUAACUAUAGCCGGCUAUAGCCUAGUAUCGCUGUUUUUGGACUUCAAAGGUUAUCAAAGAUAACAAGCUACAAAUAAUUUGUAGAAAACGUAACUUAAAUUUUCUUGCACUAAACUGAUAUUGUAUGUUUAGCUACGCUAGUAGCUAUGCCAGCGGCUCACGGAGCAUUUCUGUGUUUUCAAACUUUCAAACUAGUUCGGCUAACAAAGACAAUGUUGUCUAGCUUGUGAACAUUAGCAGAGCUAACUAGCACACACAGACCUUGCUUGUCACAUGAAUCAGCUUGACCAACUACGCGUUAGCUGUCUCUGUGCUAGCUUGUAUUUUAGUAAAAAUAACACAGAACAUGUUUCAAAACCACAAAAAUAUCAGGGAUGUAAAUAUUCCUGGGGAUAAGAAUAAACUGAAGCCAUGUAGGAACCGAGAGCUAAAGGUCUUUCUUGCUAGCACGUCUUUUUAAGCAAACCUAUAUAAUUGAAUACGGACAGAUUCUCAUUAUUGCUAAAGGAAUAGUUUAACAUUUUGGAAAUACACUUAUUUACUUUCAUAUCUGUGUGUUCAGUACAGAGCUGGGGUCAGGGCGUGGUUAGCCUAGCUUAGCGUAAAGACCGGAAACAAGCGGAAACCAGCACCUCUAAAGCUCAUUAACAUGUUGUAUCUUGUUUGUUUACUGCGUACAUAAACAGUAAUGUAAUAACGACAAUUUGUAGCAUAUGGGGGGAGUUACAUGCUGUAUCUCAGUUUGUUUAUUCUGUACACAAACAGAAAUGCAAAAAACACAGUUUGUGGUUUUAAUGGGAGUUUCAUGCUCCUGUGAAAGCUUGUUUGUCUUCAUCUGGUGUUUUUAAAUGAGCUUCAGUCUAAUUUUACUUAGCCAAACUCACUUUUAACUCUGUUUUAACUCAACCAAUGAAAUUAUUUCUUACUAAAAUAAAAGUUUUAAGAGCGUAACUACAACCUGGGGUAAAAAAAAAAAACCUCGCAUCUGGAAAAAGAAAUGUAUGUAGUUUAUGAUGUGACAGCUCAGUUUAAAGAAACAAAAGUUAAAUUGCAAUAACGGAGGUAAUGGUCAGCGAUGAUAAUACGAACUUUGAAAUGCAGGCGUUCCCUUUUGCAGAAAUACACAACUCUAUGAAUUAUUUAUUAUCUCUCAGCUCUUGUGUAUAUUUAUUGUAACUCUGGACACUAAUACUUUGUUUGCACAGAACAUAAAUUGUGUUAUUCUUUGGGAUGAAUCCACCAAAACUGAUUUCUAAAUUGAUUUUAACAGUAAAUGGAAAAACUCACAGCAGAAAAGAGUUUUUGAGUAAAAUGUCGAAGCUUGCAGAAGAUCAACUCGGAGGUCAUUUUUGGUGGAAAUCUACCGAAAUUUACCGUCAUUUAAUAAAUGAUUGGAGUUUUUUUUUUUAAACUAUGUAAUAUAUUAAGGAUUUCAUCAAUGCAAACACACUCAAUUCAACCUAUGCCACAGCUCUAAUGUGUGUGUGUGAGAGAGAAAGUUAUGAAUGGAUAAACACUGGGCCAGUUUUUUUUUUUUUUUUUUUUACUUUAUUAACUUGCGAUCUGUAUCUUGGUACCUGAUGUGGAUCAAAACUCAUGUUAAUGCAGCUGUAAACGCAUCCAGAACACAUU
Siniperca chuatsi (mandarin fish) is the source of this 5275-nucleotide messenger RNA. RefSeq names its product SERTA domain-containing protein 2-like. The transcript is spliced from 2 exons. NCBI's taxonomy places the organism in Eukaryota, Metazoa, Chordata, Actinopteri, Centrarchiformes, Sinipercidae. Bases 506 to 1510 code for a protein of 334 amino acids. Gene Ontology annotation, cellular component: nucleus. The record is from RefSeq and is a predicted model, not a curated record. Gene Ontology annotation, molecular function: transcription regulator activity.